Molecule: messenger RNA, 4841 nt
Organism: Drosophila kikkawai
Lineage: Eukaryota; Metazoa; Arthropoda; Insecta; Diptera; Drosophilidae
Source: RefSeq, a predicted model, not a curated record
CGAUUAUGGAAAACAAGGCGUCGGAGAGUAGCACAGCACGAAUUUAGCUUAAAAUAUAGUUUUCGCCUAGAUUUGCAGUUUGCAAUUUCGCACGGUGUUUUUAUCUUGUGGUCGUCGUGUAAUAAUUAAUAUCUAAUUAUUGUGUAUGUACAUGUUUGUAUAUUAGCCAAUUACAACCAAUGGCCACCAUAGACGGAAGACCAGCGCAAUAUGGUAUUUCCCUUAAGCAAUUGCGCGAGCUCAUGGAGCAUCGUGGCCGAGAAGGUGUAGCAAAGAUAGGAGAAUUUGGUGGUAUUCACGAACUAUGUAAAAAGCUAUACACAUCACCAAAUGAGGGUCUAAGUGGCUCGAAGGCUGACGAAGAGCACAGGCGGGAGACAUUCGGUUCAAAUAUAAUACCACCAAAGCCACCAAAAACUUUUUUGACACUUGUUUGGGAAGCCCUACAGGAUGUAACCCUUAUUAUUUUAGAGGUUGCUGCCUUAGUAUCGCUUGGCCUAUCAUUUUAUAAGCCAGCCGAUGAAGAUGCGCCUUUACUGCAAGAGGAGGAGGAGCAUCAUGGUUGGAUUGAAGGAUUGGCCAUCCUUAUCUCUGUUAUCGUCGUUGUGAUUGUAACAGCCUUUAAUGAUUACUCCAAGGAGAGGCAAUUCCGUGGUCUUCAAAGUCGCAUCGAAGGCGAGCACAAAUUUUCCGUUAUUAGAGGAGGCGAAGUCUGUCAGAUUUCUGUUGGUGACAUCCUCGUUGGUGACAUAGCUCAGAUUAAAUAUGGAGACCUGUUGCCUGCCGACGGCUGCCUUAUUCAAAGCAAUGACUUAAAGGUUGACGAAUCAUCCUUAACUGGCGAAUCUGAUCAUGUUAAAAAGGGUACUGACGUUGAUCCCAUGGUGCUCUCCGGAACACAUGUUAUGGAAGGUAGCGGAAAAAUGAUCGUCACAGCCGUUGGUGUCAACUCUCAGGCUGGAAUUAUAUUUACACUUCUUGGCGCGGCUGUUGAUGAACAGGAAGCGGAAAUUAAAAAAAUGAAAAAAGAAGCUAAAAAGGCCAUCAAGCAAAAGAGUCUGACAGGUGAGAGUGGAAAAGGGAGUCAACCCCCACCCCAAACUCAACAUCAAGCGGUUCAUAGCGAAGGAACUAAGUCAUCGGAAUCGGAGGGCAAUCAUGUCCCCCAAUCAUCAUCCUCAGCCACAGCAGCUGCGCCCGAAACUGGCCAUAAAAAGGAGAAAUCGGUGCUUCAGGCAAAGCUAACCAAAUUGGCAAUACAAAUCGGUUAUGCUGGAUCUACAAUUGCUGUACUCACAGUUAUUAUACUGAUUAUUCAAUUUUGCUUCAAAACUUUUGUAAUUGAUGAGAAGCCGUGGAAGAAUACGUAUGCUAAUAAUCUGGUGAAGCAUUUAAUAAUUGGUGUUACUGUAUUGGUAGUGGCUGUGCCAGAAGGAUUGCCUCUAGCAGUGACGCUUUCACUAGCUUACUCUGUUAAGAAAAUGAUGAAAGAUAAUAACUUGGUUCGUCAUCUGGAUGCCUGUGAAACGAUGGGCAAUGCCACUGCCAUAUGUUCAGAUAAAACUGGAACUUUAACUACAAAUCGAAUGACUGUCGUUCAAUCGUACAUUUGUGAGAAACUGUGCAAAGUAUUGCCAACUUUAAACGAUAUACCGCAGCAUGUGGGAAAUUUGAUAACAAUGGGAAUAUCUGUGAACUCUGCCUACACUUCCAAUAUUAUGGCAGGCAAAAACCCCGGCGACUUGCCCAUUCAAGUUGGCAACAAAACUGAGUGUGCUCUCUUGGGUUUUGUUCAGGCACUCGGUGUUAAGUAUCAAUCGAUUCGUGAUGAGAUUCCGGAGGAUAAGUUCACCCGCGUUUAUACUUUCAAUUCAGUCCGGAAAAGCAUGGGUACGGUUAUCCCGCGACCCAACGGCGGUUAUCGGUUAUAUACCAAAGGAGCAUCGGAGAUUAUUAUGAAAAAAUGCUCUUUUAUCUAUGGCCACGAGGGAACCCUAGAGAAGUUCACUCGCGAUAUGCAGGAGCGUUUAAUUCGUGAAGUGAUCGAACCUAUGGCAUGUGAUGGCUUGCGCACCAUUUCGGUAGCCUAUCGAGACUUUGUACCGGGCAAAGCGGCCGUAAACGAAGUUCACAUCGAUGGUGAACCCAAUUGGGACGAUGAGGAGAACAUAAUGACAAACCUGACUUGCCUCUGUGUGGUUGGCAUUGAAGAUCCAGUACGUCCCGAGGUCCCUGAUGCCAUCAGGAAGUGCCAAAGAGCCGGCAUUACGGUGCGGAUGGUGACGGGCGAUAAUGUAAAUACGGCACGCUCGAUCGCCAGUAAAUGUGGUAUUUUGCGUCCAAACGAUGAUUUCCUCGUACUCGAAGGGAAGGAAUUUAAUCGCCGGAUAAGAGAUAGCAAUGGAGAUAUUCAACAGCAUUUGAUUGAUAAGGUCUGGCCCAGGUUGCGUGUCUUGGCACGUUCAUCGCCCACGGACAAAUAUACUUUGGUGAAAGGAAUCAUUGACAGCACAGUUAGUGAAAAUCGUGAAGUCGUGGCAGUAACUGGCGAUGGUACAAAUGAUGGACCUGCACUGAAAAAAGCCGAUGUUGGCUUUGCAAUGGGCAUCGCCGGCACCGAUGUAGCCAAAGAAGCCUCCGACAUCAUCCUGACUGAUGACAAUUUCAGCAGCAUUGUCAAGGCUGUUAUGUGGGGUCGUAAUGUGUACGAUUCGAUUGCAAAAUUUCUGCAGUUCCAGUUAACGGUGAAUGUAGUUGCUGUUAUUGUUGCAUUUAUCGGUGCGUGCGCUGUUCAGGAUUCACCACUUAAGGCGGUACAAAUGUUGUGGGUUAAUCUCAUCAUGGAUACAUUAGCCUCUUUGGCCCUUGCCACCGAACUACCAACACCAGAUUUAUUAUUACGCAAGCCUUAUGGUCGCACAAAGCCCUUGAUUUCACGCACAAUGAUGAAGAAUAUAUUGGGUCAGGCUUUGUAUCAGUUGGUCGUCAUAUUUGGCUUGCUUUUUGUGGGUGAUUUAAUACUCGAUAUUGAAUCAGGACGCGGACAAGAACUGAAUGCUGGCCCAACACAACACUUUACUAUUAUCUUUAACACAUUUGUCAUGAUGACAUUGUUCAAUGAGAUAAAUGCCCGAAAAAUUCAUGGUCAGCGAAAUGUUAUUGAAGGACUCUUUACCAAUCCCAUAUUUUAUACGAUCUGGAUAUUCACAAUGAUAUCGCAGGUAUUAAUUAUACAAUAUGGAAAAAUGGCAUUCUCAACUAAGGCUUUGUCGCUGGAUCAAUGGCUAUGGUGUAUAUUCUUUGGCAUUGGUACCCUGGUUUGGGGACAACUUAUAACCUCAGUGCCUACUCGAAAAUUACCUAAAAUAUUAUCAUGGGGGCGUGGACAUCCCGAGGAAUAUACAGAUGCCAUGAAUUUGGGAGAGGAGCGUUUCGAUUCAAUUGAUUCGGAUAAGAAGCCGAGAGCUGGACAGAUUUUAUGGAUUCGUGGCUUAACACGAUUGCAAACUCAAUUGCGUGUGAUUCGCGCUUUUCGCUCGACAUUGGAAGACCUAAACGAACGACGAUCGAUGCACAGCUUGCAUAGCUUACGCAGUCCACGUUCGGGUGGCCUUGGGAGCCAUCCCUUGUACAAUUUUAACCACCUGUUGAGCCCCAAUUACAACAAGCAGCAAUCUCAGCAGCCAAAGUCACCACCGCAUCCGCAACCGCAACUGCAGCCGCUGCCAUCGGAUAUAUCUUACAUUGACGAAGAUCCGCAACAGCAGCCGCAGCAGCGUACAUCGCCGCAGCUCCCCUCUAUUAACGUGUCUGCUCCAAACUCCUCAACCCUGCCAAGCUUUUUAGAAAUUGCUCACAUUUUGAAACAACAACCGCAAAGCCAUUGUAAUAACACUGAAAACGAAACUCAACAACAAACUGCAAAAUAUACCAAUGGACAGAAUGAGACUCGAAUUUAAAAAAAUAAUAUUAACACUUAUAGAGCUGGGAAACAAACAUCGAGGUAUCGAAAUGUUUUCUUAUUAUUUUAGGUUUAUUCUUCUAUAUUAUUAUUCUAUAUUCUAGUUCAGUUAUUAUUGUUUCUUUUAUUAAAUGUAUUCUCUUUAAAUUUUUAUUUUACUUUUUUUUUUUAAGUAUGCCGGUUUUUUAUUUCAUAUUUAUUAACAGAUCAAAUUCAAAAUCUUAAUAAUGAUAGGCAAAAUAUCGCUAUAUCGAUGUUUCUACCAGCUUGAAAUUUACAUUCUUGCUAAAGCGCAAUUGCAUUUUGGAUUUAAACUUAAAUUGUAAUUGACUCCAUAAUUUAAGAAUUCCGUAUAAUACCGAACAAGAGACGACUGAACCAUGACAUUCUGAUAGAACUUGGAAUAUAUCGAUAUAACUAAAAACAGCGAAACAUUUUCCAUCUCUAUUUAAAAAUCCUUAAUAUCCCAAGAGCUCCCAACCGUGGUUUAGUUAAAGCAAUAAUUAAUGCUCCUUGAAAUUAUAAAUUCUUAUAUUCGUAAAACAAAAUUCCAAUCACUUAGCUAAUAAUUACCCGAUUGUACUGGACCUUAUUGAAUACAAUAUUUUCCCGAAAAUGUAUGCACUUUAGUAUUAAAUAAAGCCUAUUUAUGUGAAAUUAAAAAAAAUGUUAAGCAUGCAAUUAUAAUAAUAUUAACUCUUAAUUUAAAAAUAACAAAAAAAAAAAAAAAAUAAUUAAAUGUUGAAAAUGUAUUAUGUAGUAUACAUAUGUUACUAACAAAUAUCCAAUUCUAAUUUUUCUUUUAUUAUCUUUUCUUCAUUUUUGUUUGUUCCUGUGACUAUGAGAAUGACGUAAAAAUAUAAAUAAACCUUCUAAACAA